AUGGCUGAGAAAGGAGUCGCUAUCGCCAAAAAUAUUUUAAAACGUUGCUAUGAGACCAAUGAAGUCGAUCACUUUCAGUAUAGAAUCAUGGAAUACAAUACUACGCCUGUUGCAAUAUCGGAAAAGAUGCUUAUCAGAAACAACGUGAAAGAAGAGAUCAAUCAAAAUAAAAUUAAUAGGAAAAAAGAACAGCAGAAGUAUUACUAUGAUCGAAACGCAAAGUCAUUGCCAAAAUUGAGUACGGGUGACUUAGUAAUCUUUAAAAAGAAUGGAAAGGAAUGGCAUUACGGAAAAAUUACUGGGACAGUUAACGACUGCUCGUAUAUCAUUAAGGAUUCAUUUGAUAAUUAUUUUAGGCGUAAUCGCAGAUUAAUUGUUAAAACAAAUAAUGACGAUUUUAAUGCUAGUGAUUUCUUUCUUGAAGAAAAUAUUAAAGUGGGUUGCAGGAAUAAUCUGCCAGAGACUCAAAUCGUACCAGAUAAUUUAGUGAAUAACCAGAGCAAUAAUUGUAAUAAUCAGAAUUGUAUUAACCAAAAUAAUAAUUAUAAUGAUCAGAAUUAUAAUAAUAACCAAGAUACAGCCAAUACAAACCCCAUAAAUACUGUAAUUGCGGAUGAACCUAAACUUUCUGUAGAGCAUGAAAACGAGGGCCAUCAUAACUCCCCAUCGGACUAUGAAACUGCUGAAAGUGAUGAGUCAGAUGCAAACAUGGGUAGUGAGUCUGGGGCAAUCCCGGAACCUGCAGUUAGAGGCCAUUAUAGAACACGCUCUGGUCGUUCUGUAAGACCACCGCAAAAGUAUGGCUGCUAA
This is a messenger RNA of Rhagoletis zephyria (snowberry fruit fly), 810 nucleotides long. RefSeq names its product metabotropic glutamate receptor-like protein R. The record is from RefSeq and is a predicted model, not a curated record. NCBI's taxonomy places the organism in Eukaryota, Metazoa, Arthropoda, Insecta, Diptera, Tephritidae.